Prorocentrum cordatum is the source of this 1722-nucleotide messenger RNA. The record is from the annotation of a GenBank genome assembly. NCBI's taxonomy places the organism in Eukaryota, Dinophyceae, Prorocentrales, Prorocentraceae.
CUCCGCCGCCGCCGCCGCAGCCGCCGCCGCCGUCGUCGUCGUCACUCGUCCGUCGCCUCGGGAGCGCGAGCGUCGUAUAUUUUCGAGGGAUCCUUGACUCGGGCACCGCGCAGUCCCCUCCUGUUCGCACAAGCGUUCCAGUUUUGACGUCCCCAUGUGAUGCCACACCUGCAACGAACGUUCGAACAUUCGCUUCCCGUUCUUGUCAGGUCAGGUUUCUUGAAUCGGCGCUGGGCCUCCAUUCCUGGCGCGCGGAGCGCGCCAGGGGGGCGCUGGAGGCGCCGCCAAGAGUGUCCAGCGAAGAUCCGAGAAAUCCGUGCGGAAAACCCAAAGUUUUGUGCUCCUCGGGUAUAGCCAUAUCCUUCCUUGUUGCCUUGGGUGGGCUGCUGACGGUGGCCCUGGCGCCGCGCGACGCCGGGCCGUUGUACUAUGCGGGCGGUGCCCUCCUCGCCCUCGCAAGUGGUUUCGUCUUCAGCGAGGAGCCUCGUCCUCCUCCUCGCCCUUCUCCUCGUGCUCAUUGUCCUCCUUGUCCUCGUUCUCUUCGCCCUCGUCCUCAUCCUCCUCGCCCUCGCCCUCCUCGUCCUCCUCGCCCCCCACGUUGCCCUUGUCGACGAGGAGCGGACGAAGAGGACGCGGCAGCUGGCCCGGCUGCAGCGGGAGUACGCGCUGGGCGACUUGAGCGUGGAAGUCGUGAGCCCCGCGACGCGGCUGGCGCGGAGGGUUCAGGUGGCCAAGCUCAGGGGGAGCCGCCGCGUCGUGGCGCUCUACGGGAGCGGACCACAGCUGGAGGAGGCGCUCGAGGGGGCCAUGCCGUACCGGACGAGACUGUCGCAGAGCGAGGUGGUGGUGGUGCCGACGGCGACGGAGGACGGCCCCUUCGACGCUGGGGAGGCCGUCGAGCGAGCGCUGGGUCGGGCCGGCGCCCGAGCGGCCCUGGGAUCCUGGCUCGCGGACGCGGAGCCGCAGCGGGCGUGGCGGCGCUACUUCGACGAGCUGCUGGAAGACCGCGGCGGCACGACCGGGCGGGGCAUCUGGGUGGCGCUGAACUUCCGGGGCCGGGUGCUCGGCAGCAAUUUCGGCUGCCCGAUCUGGGACGAGCUUCUGGCGGCAGUCCCGCCGAGGCUGCCGCUCAUCUCCACGGAGGCGGCCAACGAGAGCGCGGAGUCUGCCGACGUGCUGGCGGCGCAGGCGCGCUUCUACGAGGCGCUGGUGGCCGGAGACGAGAAAGCCCUCGCUGGAAUGUUUGUGGACCAGGACGACCCCGAGCUCAGCUUCGCGCUCGAGGUGGACGAGGCCGCGAACAGCAACCUGAGCGACUGGGCAGCCGUGCUCGCCGAGGGCGUCCGCCCUGAAAUCACCACCGCUGGCCACGACUGCGUGCUGCGGAGUGCCGGAGACGCGGUGUCCACGUGCGUCGAGUUCCCCGUCCUGGGCCCCACACUGCUUGCAACGCAGCGCUGGCGGAGGGCGCCUGGCGGCAAGGACUGGAAGCUCCUGACGCACCGGAGCAUCCCGUACGCCCCCGCCGUCGAGGCUCGCGUCACCCUGCGCUGCGAUCGCCGCGGCUGCAUCGCCUUCGGGAAGCAGCUCGACGCGAUGCGGUAACCGGGCCUCUCGGCUGGCUCGGGCCCGUGAAGUCGCGAGUGGAGGCCAGGAAAUGGGCGCAUUGGAGUCCUCCUGCUGUCCUCCUCCCCGUGUUCGCUGACAUCCUCCUGUUAUGCC